UAAUAAUAAAAUGAAUGAAAAAAUGUCGUUCCCUAGCCUAUAUCGGUUUGUCCGAAGCAGUUUUUAGUUCUUGUAAAACCCCUUUAGAGAGACAUUUUAUCAAACACCUGCAACACCACCCAACAAACAAAGAAACAAAAAUCGACCACCUCUUCGUAUUCCUCUAUUUUAUUCUUACCUAAUUACGCUGUCAAAACCCUAAGCCUGCCCAAACACAUUGUAUACAUUCUACUUAUAUAUACAUGUAUAUAUUUGGUAGAGAGAGAAAGUUUUAGAGAGAGAGAGAGAGACAGAAAGAGAGAGUUUUUCUAGAGAGAGGAGAGAGAAGGGUGGGGUUUGGAGGAGGAAAUCGGGGGAUGUCGCAGACCGGUGGGAACGGUGUUGUUGGCGGUGGUGGGCCCGAUUUCCACCUACCGGACGAGAUCCUUUCGGUAAUCCCGACGGAUCCGUACGACCAGCUGGAUCUGGCUCGGAAGAUUACCUCCAUGGCUAUAGCUUCAAGGGUUUCUAAGCUCGAAACGGAGACUGGGAAGAUGAGGCAGAUGCUUUACGAUAAGGAUAGGGUUAUCCUCGACCUCGAGGAUAAGCUUUCUCGCCUCCAACAUGCCCACCACGACGUUGAGUCCCGAUUGAAACUCGCCCUCGAUGACAAUAUGAAACUCUCCAAAGAGCGGGAUUCAUUGGCAAUGACAGCAAAGAAACUAGGCCGUGAUUUGGCAAAGUUGGAGACAUUUAAGAGACAGCUGAUGCAGUCACUAAAUGAUGACAAUUCAUCUCAAGCUGAAACUGUUGAUAUUGGGACCUGUGACCAAUCAGUUCCCAAGGCAUAUCCUGAUAAGGAUGAUGGGAUGAAUGGCUAUGUGGGACCACAUUCCUUAAGCAGUUCUACAGAAAUGGGAAACUCGAUCGAUGAAGCCUCAAGGAAUGCUGGACAUAGGUUUUCUAUAACUCCGUAUAUCACACCACGCCUUACUCCAACUGGAACUCCAAAAAUUAUUUCUGCAAGUGUAUCUCCUAGAGGAUAUUCUGUUGUUGGAUCUCCCCAGCAAGUGUCUGGUACCAAUUCACCCACAAAAGUCUCUUAUGAUGGACGAACUUCACUGUCAUCAUGGUAUCCAUCAAGCCAGCAGUCAUCUGCAGCAAACUCUCCUCCUCGUGGACGUUCAUUGCCAGGGCGAACUCCUCGAAUAGAUGGCAAGGAGUUCUUCCGUCAAGCCAGGAGUCGCCUAUCCUAUGAACAGUUCAGUGCUUUUCUGGCUAACAUUAAGGAACUAAAUGCUCAGAAACAAACCCGAGAGGAAACUUUAAGGAAAGCAGAAGAGAUAUUUGGGACUGAUAACAAAGAUCUCUAUCUAUCAUUCCAGGGAUUGCUUAAUCGCAACAUACACUAGAACUCAAAAAGUUAUUGUUGCUUGAGAUGAUAUUUUAUAAGCGGUUGUGGAUGUUAUCUUUCAUAGCUGCUCUGAAUGGAUGGAUUAUGGUUCUUUCUCUGUGUUUAAAUACUUGUAAGAUCGGCUUAAGUGGCUUACAAUACAGCAAGCUAGAGUAGGGUUUUGUAGGCUUUGAUUUGUAUUAUUAAAUGCAGGUAGGCUGUGUAUAUAAUUGCUUUAUUAUUAUUUUUCUUAGCAUAACCUGCUCGGUUAUUCAAAGCAAGUUGGUUCACUUUUGCUUUUCAAGGUUAUAAUUUCUUGUAACUUGCAAGUAAUGAGGGAAUUAUUUCAAUGCAUCAGAUUUGUACUCUCAAGCAUAUAUAAAAAAAAAAAAAAAAAAAAAGGUGAAACGAAAAAAAAGAUAUGUUGUGCUUUCUCUUUCUCA
Ziziphus jujuba (common jujube) is the source of this 1815-nucleotide messenger RNA. RefSeq lists its product as uncharacterized. The transcript is spliced from 10 exons. The record is from RefSeq and is a predicted model, not a curated record. The coding region runs from base 357 to 1391 and encodes 344 amino acids. NCBI's taxonomy places the organism in Eukaryota, Viridiplantae, Streptophyta, Magnoliopsida, Rosales, Rhamnaceae.